Molecule: messenger RNA, 5144 nt
Organism: Mesocricetus auratus (golden hamster)
Lineage: Eukaryota; Metazoa; Chordata; Mammalia; Rodentia; Cricetidae
Gene: Fam168b
Product: family with sequence similarity 168 member B
Exons: 8
Coding region: 213-854 (213 amino acids)
Source: RefSeq, a predicted model, not a curated record
GCGCGGCGGGCGGAAGUGAGGUCGUGGGCUGCGGUGUCUGCGCAGCGUCGUCGGUAGCGCGGGCCGCGGCAAGGCGAGCGGGAGGCAGCGCAGGCCUAGCGGUCGGCCGCUUCGGAGCGCUGUCUGGGCACUGCCCGUCGCCGAGCCACACGCCGUGCCGGCUCGGGCCGGCGCGCGCCGGUCCCGGAGGCGCAGGCCGCUUUCUUGACAUCAUGAAUCCUGUUUAUAGCCCUGGGUCUUCUGGGGUUCCCUAUGCAAAUGCCAAAGGAAUUGGAUAUCCAGCUGGUUUUCCUGUGGGCUACGCAGCAGCUCCUGCCUAUUCUCCUAACAUGUACCCCGGAGCAAAUCCUACCUUCCAAACAGUGCUGGAGAUUGAACCCAGGGUCUUGCACAUGUUAGGCUACACUCCUGGUACACCUUACAAAGUGUCCUGUUCCCCAACCAGUGGAGCUGUGCCACCAUACUCCUCUUCCCCCAACCCCUACCAGACGGCCGUGUACCCAGUGAGAAGUGCCUACCCGCAGCAGAGCCCGUACGCCCAGUGGUCUCUGUUUUCCCCACAGCAAGGCACGUACUAUACACAGCCUCUGUAUGCCGCACCCCCCCACGUCAUCCAUCACACCACGGUGGUGCAGCCCAACGGCAUGCCAGCAACUGUCUACCCUGCUCCCAUUCCUCCUCCUAGAGGCAGCGGGGUCACCAUGGGCAUGGUUGCUGGGACCACAAUGGCCAUGUCAGCAGGUACUCUGCUGACUGCUCAUUCUCCAACUCCUGUAGCCCCUCACCCAGUCACUGUCCCCACAUACCGAGCCCCAGGAACACCCACCUACAGCUAUGUGCCCCCUCAGUGGUGAUGGCCCUGCAAAUUAAUAUUUGAGGAUGGAGCUGUGCAGUCACUUCAUUGAGUUCCACAGCUGGUGCUGCAGGCCUUGUGCCUCCAACCAGGACUUUCUUCUUAAUGCUCUCGACACAUAGCUAAACAUGACUGCGUCCCAGCCCAGCAGGUCCCGGCUCGAUAGUCUCCAACUAACUCUGUGGGUUGGUUUAAAAGCAAAUCCUGUUUUGUGGACUGCCUGGCAAAUUUUUUAGCUAACUGUAAUGAUAAAAAGGGAGUAUUACUCUAUUCUGAAUCUUAUCUAGUUGAAUGCAUGUUUAUAAAAACAAACACAAAAAGCUUGCUCAAUCUACCUGCAGUGACUGAUGCAAAACCAUCAUAUGCAAAAUCCAAAGGACUGGACCAUGUUCUACAGCCUGUGUCACUCAUGCACUGUUGUAAUGUAGGCUGAGUCUCAGAGUUACACGCGUGCAAUGAAUGUCCUCAAGAAUCAUCUGGAGGGGAUUCUUGGAGUUGCCAGUUAGGGACACAGACUUGUAGUUUUCAGAACCCUGGUUUCUUGGCACUGACGAACCUGGAGGGAGCUGCAGGGACUGGGAGAGAGUGAGCCUGUGGUGGCUCCAGAGCAGCAGCAGGGGUAGUAGGGUCCCUCUCCUUCAUUUCAGCUGGAGUGUGGUCUGAGCAGCAGGGGUAGUAGGGUCCCUCUCCUUCAUUUCAGCUGGAGUGUGGUCUGAGCAGCAGGGGUAGUAGGGUCCCUCUCCUUCAUUUCAGCUGGAGUGUGGUCUGAGCAGCAGGGGUAGUAGGGUCCCUCUCCUUCAUUUCAGCUGGAGUGUGGUCUGAGCAGCAGGGACGGACCUGAAGCCUAUCAGGAAAUACGAGAGCUGGGUGGCCAGCGCAGCUGGGAUGAAGAGUGGUUGGUCUGUGUCAGCAGAGCAGUGUCUGCCAUCUGAAUUUCCACUGUACAUCUUACAGGGUAAUGCUUUAUGUAGCUGUUGGGACUGUGGGGAAAGUCCGGUGUAGAACCACACUGUCAUCCUAGGAGGGAAGAUGUCAGAGAAGAGCAGCUACACUGAGGUGGCAUUGUCUUUUGCUUUAUUUCACUUAGGGAAUCAUCCCUUUUUUUCCCCUGAGAAAUAAUUGAGUCAGCUAAAAACACACAGGCACUGCUGUAUUCACCCCACAAAGAAGGGCAGAGGCUUCAGCUGUGUGCUGUGGAGAAUGUUGUAUAUUUAAGACUGGUUAAAAGGGAAUAAGUGUAUUUUUAAGUUAGUUCAUGUUUCUUGUAGAGAAGCAAGGCUGUGAUUAUGUCUAAAAAAAUGUAGAAGUAAUGUAGCUUGUCCGGGGUCAUUCACCUGAUGAUGACCUGUCCUCUGUGUCUACCUGGGGCGAGGCCUGGAAAGCCCGCAUAAGUGUCCCGUAAGCCUCUUUUGCCACCUUUUCCUGUGGCUGGCGGCACUCAGCACCAAGCACAUGUGGAGAGAGGAAGGGUCAGGCAGUUUGGACUGUGCUUGCUUGCCACAUCUGUUGUGGGAAAGAGUUUGAGUAUGUACAUAAGAAAUCAAGAAGGUUCAUUUCUGCUUGAGGAAUCUGUGGGAGCGUUUCUGUUCAGUGUGGUCAGAAGGGCAGAGCGUGAGGACUUCUCUGGGGGUGUUUGGUUUUGUUUCCCCCAUUGAAGUGCUGGGGUUUGGUUGGAGGGGUGCUUGUCUCUGGCAGCUAGGUCAGGGCUUCUCUGCUGGUGUGAAGGUCACCUUGUUAGCAGUCAGCUUGGCUAGAGGGUGUGUCAUCUGAACAUUGAGCCUUUGGAAACCUUAUUUUAUAGUAGUGCUCUCCAUAACUUGUUUUUAAGCAUUUUAUUUUUUAAGAAGUUUUUAAAAAUUUCUGCAUGGAUCAGUGUACACAGAAGAGUUCUCAUUCCCAAUGUCCAUGAGCAUAGAAUGUUUACGGAUGAGCACUUAAGUGUGUGUGUGUGUGUGUGUGUGUGUGUGUGUGUGUGUGUGUGUGUGUGUGUGUGUGUAGUAAGGAAGCACACAGUACACAGAAAUAGAAACAUUUGCUGUAGGCACACAGCCUGUAUCUGUACUUCAUGUUGGGAUUCCCAUUUGUGUGGUGGAUGGUUUUCAGUGUUGCUGGUUCAAGGUUUCCCAACAGACAGAAGAUCAGUGAAACAAAUGUACCCAUGAUUUUUGCAUGUGUUUGAAAAAGUCCCCUCACCCACCCCCUACUAAACAUACCUGUGAAGGGUAGAGUGGUUUGCCUGCGGCGGGAAGUUACCAAGUCUUUGGGUCUGCUUGCUGUUGCACACAGUGUGUGUUUCCACAGGCCCUGAGUUCUCAGGAGAAAGAAGAGUGGGGUGGCGUCCCCUCCUGCUGAUGACAUUAGCUUCUCACACUUGCCCUGUAACUGUUGCCACAUCAUUCUCUUUCUUUCGAAUUGAACUGAGUGGCUAUCAAACACUUUUGUAUUGUACAACACAUCUGUCUUUUCUUUUGUGAAACCAUCGGGACAUCUGCUAUGGAAUCUGCUGGUAAAAGAUCUUGCCUGUCAGGUAAAAGGCUGAGCAUAGGGAUAGUAACAAACUGUCAAAGGGGGUGAUUUCAGUAGCAUUCCUUUCAGUAAGAUUAAGGAACAGAACUUGGGUCUGUAUUCUAUCACACAGCUGCAUAGGUAUCCCCAGAACAUUCCAAGAAAGUGUGUUUUUUAUGUGUGUAACAUUCCCAAAUAUAUAGUCCUUCAGUUGAAUUCUUCUGGAAGGUAAGGCAGGCAGGCAAAAGUCCUGAUACCUGUGAACAUGGACAUCACUUUUGGGCGCAUAUAUAGUUUUUUAAAGUUUAUUCUCUGCUGCCUGCCCCGAGGCUAGGGAGCUUCUUCCUUUGCUGCUGCUGUUCGGUGUUUAAGGUUUGGUAGAGUUGUUGAGUGUUGAGCAACCUGUAAGCUCCCUGAGAAGUAAGGCUGCCGUCAAGAUUGGGCAAGGUAGGUUACAGGCAUGAAGUGCUCUUUUAGAACUUUUGUCUCCUGUCUUGUGGACUUGGUGGAAGAACCAUUGAGUGGCCUAUCAGUUACCAUGCUGGGUAGCAGCUUUUGAGUAUUUUGUAGAGGCUGUGUCUCCAUCAGGAGGGAGGUCCUCAAUUCUGGAUUGACUGCUGAGUAUCUUACCUUUCCUCACCCGUGCAUCUGGUUAUAUUAUCCUGCUGUGCCAGGAGGCUGGAGGAGCACAUUGGAUGUUUCUUAAGGGCAUGCUACAAUGAGAGGAAACUCACCGGCUUGUCUGUGGAGGAGAGAGGCUGGCAGGCAUAAAUACGCCUUCAAGGUUGUGGCUGCUUGGCAUUUCCUCAGAUCUCCUUUGUGAAUAUUAGAGUACAGUGUUAUUGACUGGGGCCACCUUCUCUCACUCAGCAGCCGACACCUGUAGUUGUGGUGAACCUGCCACUGCUGUGUGGCACAGGACCUGCUAGGAUGCAGUGGCAGCUGUGGCAGCUGCUGGCCCUAUCCUCUGGUGCUUUCUGAGGGUUGCUGGAGGGCAGGAGUGCAGCUGGCUGGGCGGUGGAAUGUGGAGCUCACGCUCCUGUCCAGCACACCUCCCAGGUUUGCGUAUUUCCUGAGUUGCUUAUCCUGCCCAGUUUUCUAUGUUUGAUAGACUGAUACCCAGAAAGGAUAAUGUGGUUUUGGUAGGAACACUUAAAUUAAUUCCCUAUGUUUUACUUCUUUCCUACCCCUCUUCAUUUGAAGAACAGAAAACCUGUGGAAUCUUACAAUUAUGGGAUGGGAGGCAGCAGCUUUUCUGUCUAGGGACUGCAGUAAUUAUACACAAGAUGUGAGGACCUGAUUGGUAUAGCAGGCAGCUCCCAUGGAAGGGCUGUGGACGUCUGGUGCAGACUGUGGGUGGUAUAAUAGACCAGUUAAGUGAGACUGGGGAUUGGCUCCCAGCAGGGUGAUUAUGGCAGCUGCAGGCCCCAAGGAGCCUGAUAGGCUGCGACUGAACAGAAGAGGUUCUUCUUUUUUUAAACUUUUAUUUUUAAAUACUCUUUUUUACACUGUUUCUUGGUACUUUUUUUAUGCUUACGUCAGCAUUGUCUUCCAGUGUUAAAGGCAUCCCUUGCCUCUUCAUUGAAUUUGUGUCAAUACAAUAGGAAUGGGCAGACUGUCCAUCCCCAGCCAGUUCAAUUAAAUGUAAAUUCAUACUGUUUUAAUUUUUUAUGCAAUCUGAUGAGUAGAUGAGCUCAGAUUUAAAAUCAUUAAAAGCACGUUUAUUGUAACAGGAAUUGUUAUGUAUUAAUACUGCAGUUUUCAAUAAAGAUUGACUUGUGUUGCA